AUGACCAGAGUCCACCUGGAGGUGUCCAGGGCCCACCUGGACAUGUCAGAGCUGCCCAGGUCUCACCUGGAGGUGCCCAGAACCCACCUGGAGGUGCCCAGAACCCACCUGGAGAUGCCCAGGUCUCACCUGAAGGUGCCCAGAACCCACCUGGAGGUGCCCAGAACCCACCUGGAGGUGCCCAGGUCUCACCUGGAGGUGCCCAGCGCCCACCUGGAGGUGCCCAGCGCCCACCUGGAGGUGCCCAGGACCCACCUGGAGGUGCCCAGGAUUCAUCUGGAGGUGUCCAGGACCCACCUGGACAGGUCAGAGAUGCCCAACACCCAUCUGGAGACCACACAGGUGCCCAGGACCCACUUGGAGGUGCCCAGAACCCACCUGGAGGUGCCCAGGUCUCACCUGGAGGUGCCCAGGACCCACCUGGAGGUGCCCAGUGCCCACCUGGAGGUGCCCAGGUCUCACCUGGAGGUGCCCAGGACCCACCUGGAGGUGCCCAGUGCCCACCUGGAGGUGCCCAGGACCCACCUGGAGGUGCCCAGUGCCCACCUGGAGGUGCCCAGGACCCACCUGGAGGUGUCCAAGAUCCAUCUGGAGGUGCCCAGGGCCCACCUGGAGCUGCCCAGGGCUCACCUGGACAUGUCAGAGAUGCCCAGGGCCCACCUGGAGACCGUGGAGGUGACCAAUGUCCUCCUGGUGACACCAGAGCUGCUCAGGACCCACCUGGAGGUGCCCAGGACUCACCUGGAGGUGCCCAGGUCUCACCUGGAGGUGCCCAGGACCCACCUGGAGGAGCCCAGGACCCACCUGGAGGAGCCCAGGACCCACCUGGAGGUGCCCAGUGCCCACCUGGAGGUGUCCAGGACCCACCUGGAGGUGUCCAGGUCUCACCUGGAGGUGUCCAAGAUCCAUCUGGAGGUGUCCAGGGCCCACCUGGACAUGUCAGAGCUGCCCAGAACCCACCUGGAGGUGCCCAGGACCCACCUGGAGGUGCCCAGGACCCACCUGGAGCUGCCCAGAACCCACCUGGAGGUGCCCAGGACCCACCUGGAGACCCCCAAGUGCCGGGGGAGGGGACCUGCACACCUGGGACCAUGGGUGGGCGGGGCCUGGGGACACCUGGGGGCCCAGUAUGGCACCAGUAACCCCCAGUAUGGCACCAGUAUAGCCCAGUAUGGCACCAGUAACCCCCAGUAUGACACCAGUAACCCCCAGUAUGGCACCAGUAUAGCCCAGUAUGGCACCAGUAUGGCACCAGUGUUCCCAGUAUGA
Molecule: messenger RNA, 1269 nt
Organism: Poecile atricapillus (Black-capped chickadee)
Lineage: Eukaryota; Metazoa; Chordata; Aves; Passeriformes; Paridae
Product: neuroblast differentiation-associated protein AHNAK-like
Exons: 4
Coding region: 1-1269 (422 amino acids)
Source: RefSeq, a predicted model, not a curated record